Cimex lectularius (bed bug) is the source of this 1309-nucleotide messenger RNA. RefSeq names its product sodium/potassium-transporting ATPase subunit beta-2-like. The coding region runs from base 144 to 875 and encodes 243 amino acids. Gene Ontology annotation, molecular function: ATPase activator activity. Gene Ontology annotation, cellular component: sodium:potassium-exchanging ATPase complex. The record is from RefSeq and is a predicted model, not a curated record. NCBI's taxonomy places the organism in Eukaryota, Metazoa, Arthropoda, Insecta, Hemiptera, Cimicidae. The transcript has 6 exons. Gene Ontology annotation, biological process: potassium ion import across plasma membrane; intracellular sodium ion homeostasis; sodium ion export across plasma membrane.
AGGCAAACACUGUUAAGGCGAAAUAUCUGUUAGUAAAAUGUGAAAUUGGCCUCUGGAAAGAGGAAGUGCUCGUUUACUCCCACAAACGUCGGACAGGAGAUGAAAACGUCCUUGCAACUAAGACGGGGGAUUCACUUUUUGGUAUGACACGUUUUGAGACACUUUUCCUGGCCGUUUUGGCCCUAUCGGCCACGGCAGCUGCCACCAGAGUGGAACUUCAAUACGAGCCAGCUAAUAAAGAAGACAUAAGAAACACUCUACUUUGGUACAACAGCACUAGCUACAACUACUGGGCCGACCGUUUAGACGAAUUUCUUAAACCUUACAAGUUGCCUACUCCGAACAGGGCAGGAUGCAGCCACAUGCACCCCCCGGACCACGGCAAAAUAUGCAAUUACAAAACGGAGACCUGGGGCCCUUGCGUCUCGUCGAACCGAUACGGCUACAAAACCGGCUCCCCUUGCGUCUUCAUCGAACUGAAAAAGGCUUUCAAUUGGAAACCCAAGUAUUACAACUCGACGAAAAAUUUGCCGAAAGACAUGCCGGAAAGGUUGAAGGAAAGACUCGUAGAGCUGGAAUCUUCAGGGCGGAAGAGAGAGUGGAAAAACGUCUGGGUGACGUGCGACGGCGAAAACCCCGGUGACCGGGAGGCCAUCGGUCCGGUCUCUUACAUCCCCUUCCAAGGGUACCCAGGCUACAUGUUCCCCUACACCGGUCAAAAAUGGUACCUCAAUCCGAUCAUCGCCGUCUACUUCCAGAAGCCGUACCACGGAAUGGUGAUCAACGUGGAGUGCAAGGCUUGGGCGGCUAACAUCAAGAGGAAUGAACUUCAAGAAGAAGGCGUGACAAGUUUCCAACUGUUGAUAGACCUCUAAAUUGUUAUUUUGUUAUCAGUCAUUAACAUUAUCUCCAAAUUUGUUAUUAAUGCAAAAUCGCCAAAUCUAGCGAUGGGCAACUUGAGAUGUCGAUUUAAUCCUCUCUCAAGAGCAGCUUUGAACCAGAACUAAUUCGUUUAUUUUUAACGUUCAUAAAUCUAGCUCUAGUCGUACUCUAAGAAAUGUAUGCUAUUCGAAAGCGAAAAGGUAUUUUUCUUGCGACCUAUGAAAUUUUAAAAGUGUUUUAUUUAUGACAAACACCACAAAGGAGUUUAUGGGUACGCCUAGAAAUAAAGGUUCAAGAUGUGUAGUCUUUUUUUAGCAAGCAAAUCAUCAUUGUAGCUAUUUUAUGAUCAAUUAUUCUAAAUAUUCAAUUGUAAAUUAAUUAUGGUUUUAAUAAUAUUUUUAAAUAUAUGUGUUAAUAUGUUUUUAUA